Messenger RNA from Drosophila willistoni, 1809 nucleotides. It is a transcript of the gene Ugt302E1, whose product is annotated as UDP-glucosyltransferase 2. The transcript is spliced from 2 exons. Gene Ontology annotation, molecular function: UDP-glycosyltransferase activity. The record is from RefSeq and is a predicted model, not a curated record. Bases 32 to 1591 code for a protein of 519 amino acids. NCBI's taxonomy places the organism in Eukaryota, Metazoa, Arthropoda, Insecta, Diptera, Drosophilidae.
UUAGGCACACCAACUUCAAACUAUAACGAACAUGCGUCUGGUGUUCCCCAUUGGCUUUUUAUUAUUGGCCAGUCUGGCCAAUGUUUGGGGCUAUUCUUAUCUGAUAUUGGCACCCACGGCAUCCAAAUCGCACUACACUGUGAUGUCUUCAUUGGCCAAGGGAUUGGCAGCUGCAGGACAUGAAGUCACUUAUAUCUCACCAUUUUCACAGUCGAAGCCUGUUAAGAAUCUAACCGAAAUCACCACACCAAAUGUUAUUGAAGCAAUGAAAGUGAGUAAGUCGAAGAUUCUACAAAACACCAAAUUGUCUAUAUGGAAGCGUUAUCCUGUAAUUCUGGCAAUGGGCUUAAAAAUUACGAAUACAUUUCUGGAGGAGCCAAAAGUAAUGGCAUUCAUGAAGGAGAAACGAACAUUCGAUGCAGUCAUUGUUGAGGUGUUCAUGAACGAAGCACAUUUUGGGUUUGCCGAACUCUUUAACGCCUCGCUUAUCACUGUAAGUACUUUUGGAGCUUCCACAUGGACCACCGACUUAGUUGGCACACCAUCGCCACCUUCCUAUGUACCGCACUUGAUGACUGAGUUAAAGGAUCGCAUGUCAUUUUUGGAGCGUGCUAUAAAUUUGGCCUUCAUUUCAUUCGAAUUUGUCUAUCUGAAAUGGUUUAGCAUGCCUCGACAACAUUCUGUUUAUCACAAGCAUUUUCCAGACAACAAACUCGACUUUCACGAAAUGCAGAGAAACACGGCAUUGGUUCUUCUCAAUAGUCAUGUAUCGUUGAAUUUUCCACGUCCAUAUGCUCCAAAUAUGAUUGAGGUGGGCGGCAUGCACAUUAACUACAAAACCAAACAGCUUCCCAAGGAUAUUGAAGAAUUCAUUAACGGAGCAGAGCAUGGUGUCAUUUAUUUUUCACUGGGAUCCAACGUCAGGAGCAAGGAUUUGCCUUUAGAAAAACGGAAGGCCAUUGUAGAGACACUUAAAGGAUUGAAGCAACGCGUUUUAUGGAAAUUUGAAGAAUCAAAUUUUGCCGAAAAACCCAAUAAUGUUUUUAUCUCCGAUUGGUUUCCGCAAGAUGAUAUUCUUGCCCAUGAUAAGGUGAUAGCGUUCAUAACGCACGGCGGACUAUUGAGCACCACCGAAUCAAUUUAUCACGGCAAGCCGGUCAUUGGCAUACCUAUUUUUGGUGAUCAAUUUACGAAUAUGGCACGAGCGGUGCAAUCUGGUUACGGUGCUAGUGUCAAGUAUUCAGAUUUGACUUACGAACGGCUUCAUAAUGCCAUCAAGGCAGUAAUCACUGAUCCAAGCUAUACGGAAAAGGUUCGAGCCAUGUCAAGACGCUUCAGGGAUCAAAAGGAAACCCCAUUGCAGCGAGCCAUCUAUUGGAUAGAACAUGUCUCCAGAGAGAAAGGAGCUCAAUAUCUAAGAAGUGCAUGCCAGGAUCUUAAUUUUGUGCAGUAUCACAAUUUGGAUGUUUUCGCUCUGUUCUUUGGUAUUUUACUUUCAAUUUUAGUAGCACUCACCAUCUUAACAAAUAUUCUUGUCAGAUUUCUAAAGACAAAACUAGGGAACAGCAAGGUAAAACAUAAGAAAUUGUAAUAACAAAAUGCAAGGAGUCAUAUUAGAUAAAUAGUUGGAUGACAGUUUGUUCAUUAGCUGGACUUAAUAUAUGUAUAUUCCACCAUGGCCUCAAAAUAAUAAUCCGAAUUUGUAACACAUUUCACUUUGUAAUUAGAAUAAUUAAAGAUAUUUUUAAGACAAAAUUCCUGUACUAAGACUACAAAACAAAUCUGAGAAACAUCGUUAAUACAUCGCUA